Colletotrichum paranaense is the source of this 477-nucleotide messenger RNA. RefSeq lists its product as uncharacterized. The record is from RefSeq and is a predicted model, not a curated record. NCBI's taxonomy places the organism in Eukaryota, Fungi, Ascomycota, Sordariomycetes, Glomerellales, Glomerellaceae. The transcript has a single exon. The coding region runs from base 1 to 477 and encodes 158 amino acids.
AUGCAUGGUACCUUGGUCUUCCAUUACCACCUACAUGUUUUCUUUUGCCUCUUCUUACCUCGAUUCUCAAUAAAGUGUACGAUUCUCCAAAAGAUACGACGUGGGGAGGGAUUGCCGAUCCCUCAUGCACCAAAAUAUUUACGGAUACCAACCUGGAAGACGGGCAGACAGGCGCCCAAUGUCCGUACGGAUCCCGACGGAGUAAAAAAGGGUCUGGCAAGUUGCAACCACAAUUAUUAUCACCUGCAGCACAUCUUUUCUCUUUCUCAUGCAAGAUUAGAGCAGUUCAGAAAUGCCUUAUCCUGGUCGACGGAUGGUAUCCGUACUUCAUUUCCAGUUCCAGCACGCUGCAGUUGGGCAAUAAUUACAUUCUUUCCCAGCUUGCAGUACUUGCUUUAUCUUCCAUGCUGUUCCUGGAUCCUCAUAUCUUUCUUUGUCUCUCAUCUAUCCGCGGCCAUAGCCCUUAACCCUUGCUGA